GCAACUCGACUGGUUCGUGUUCAGUUUAGUUACGUUAGCGUUGGUGCCGAGAAGCGGUCAGUUUCAAUAAAAUCCAUACAAAUACAAAUACUCAUCAAAAGUAUCAUUAGUAUUGUCGCUUUUGAAAAAUACUUUUUCAACGAAAAAGGAUAAUUUUGAGUGAAUUUUCAAAAGUGUUGUGUGUGAAUCGAAUAGUGCAAAUAAAAUUGAUGCUCAAAAAUCAUUUCGUGAGUGCGCCGCGAAUUAUGACUAUCCAAAGCAUCGAGACGCAGAUCGACGACGACGACGACGACGCGCUGGUGAACGCCGACGACGUGCCACCACCGCCGACGACGUCCGCGAUGUGCGAGCAUCCGAAGCGCCCGCCGCCGCCGACGGCAACCAACAAAAACGGACACAUUAGCUUCAGUGUCGCCUCACUCUUAGCAGACACAAGGCCAAAACAAGCACAAAACACGAAUAAUAAGUGUGAAGAUGAUUAUGACGACGAUGAUUCCGCAGCGGAAGUUGAUCCGGACGCAGAGGACUCCAUCGUGGAUGUGGAGGAUCUCGAACAGGACGAUGCCACGAAAGAUGAGUGCAGUUCAAGGGCUUCAAGUCCGAGAAAACGCGAAAAUGAGUUGAGGCCACAAAGUGGUGAUUUUCCCAUGAAUCAGGGGCCGAUUCGUCCGACGGCGUUUUCGGCGUUGGCGGCGGUGUUUCAAUCGCAUCCCAACUGGCCGCCGCAAGGGCUUGUUGGGCCCUUUGCCGGCGGCGGGCAUCAUAUGUUUCAAGGACCGACGCCGUUUGGUGUACCGAAUUUAAACUCAGAUAAUAACGAUCCACCAAAAUUGAAAUGUAAUCUGCGCAAACACAAACCGAACCGGAAGCCGCGCACACCCUUCACAACGCAACAGCUGCUCGCCUUGGAGAAGAAAUUCAGAGAUAAACAGUACCUGAGCAUCGCCGAACGUGCCGAAUUCAGCAGUUCGCUCCGAUUGACCGAAACACAAGUGAAAAUCUGGUUUCAAAACCGCCGCGCGAAAGCGAAACGCCUCCAGGAAGCCGAAAUCGAAAAGCUGAAGAUGGCGUCGCUCAGCCGCCACCACCCCCACCACCCGGCGCUGUAUCCGCACCCGGCACUCCAAGGCUACUUCCCAGCGGGCGCGCACCCGCUCGCCUCAUUACUCGGCGCUGCGGCGGCGGCGGCAAGCGCACGCGGCGCACCCCCACACCACCUCGGCCCGCCGCCCUCGCUCUCAAUGCUGCAGCACGCGCCGCAUCCGCAUCAACAGCAGCCGCCGCCCCAACCACCACCGCCGCAUCUCGCCUCACCGCAAGGCAGUAUACGAUCGCCAUCACCACAUCACAUGUCUUAAAAACCCAAACUUUAAAAAACAAGAAGAAAAAAAAAACAUUCGUGCUGUGUGCGCAUGCGUGCGUGAGUUAUACUCGUCGUGGUCGUGAUUAUGCCAGUUGCAAUAUUUAAGCAUCAAAAGAAAAACAUUAUAUUUUAUUUGUAAAUGAAUUAUUUAUGUAGUGCUUAACGAUGAUUAAUAAUUAUUAACAAAAGUAUGCUUCCUUCUUCCGGGGCGCCAUUUUUAUUUAAAAUUUAAAAAUUAAAAAAAUGGCCGCGCAAAUUACGUGUGAUUUUCUUUCGUUCUUUUUGUAAAUAUCGCCCUGUAUUUAAACGUAUAAACGUAACCAGUAAUGCAAAAAAAGAAAAAAAUAUACAGAGUGUUGCAAAUCUGUUUUUGUAACAAAUUCAACUACAAGCUAAUUAUAACAUUAAUACUGUAGAUAAACACACACAAAAUAGAUUUCUGUAACAUUUGCAAAACCACAUUAUGCAUACAAACAAAUAAAAAAUAUUUAAAAAAUUAAAA
Molecule: messenger RNA, 1865 nt
Organism: Dalotia coriaria
Lineage: Eukaryota; Metazoa; Arthropoda; Insecta; Coleoptera; Staphylinidae
Gene: Dr
Product: muscle segmentation homeobox protein Drop
Exons: 3
Coding region: 210-1358 (382 amino acids)
Biological process (GO): embryonic morphogenesis; regulation of transcription by RNA polymerase II
Cellular component (GO): nucleus
Molecular function (GO): DNA-binding transcription factor activity, RNA polymerase II-specific; RNA polymerase II transcription regulatory region sequence-specific DNA binding
Source: RefSeq, a predicted model, not a curated record